AUUUACGAAAGGGGGGGAAAGGGUUGCUUUAAAAAUUAACAAACAAAUUACUGAAUGAAAAGGUCAAUAGAGGAAAAGCGAAACUGUCCCUGGAAUGCAAACAGUUAAUUGAUGAGGAGAAGCUGUUUGUCGGCUCUUUAGUUUAGUAAAACUGAGCCUGUUACUGGUGAGGAGAGGUCACGAGACUCCAGACGAGGAAGUGAAUGACACAGUGCUGAGGAAACAGUGGAGGGAUGAUCGCAGCACAAGGACUCCAUUGAAGAAGGAACUUUCUCAGAGGAUACUGAGGGGAGAAGUCCCCAGAUGAAGACAUGUGACUGUGUCGUAACGCGUAAGGAUUGCCCAUGGGCAGACGUACACCUGGAGUGACGCAAGAAGGCACUGAGGACGCCGCUGGCUGUUUGAAUUAUUGCACUUGUUUUUGUUAUUGAUGUAAGCGCAGGUUAUUCUUUAAUAAACGUCCCCCUGCUUUUUACAUACUACACUAUUGGAGGCUCUCUGUUUUCUCUCUCUCCCCCUGAAUGGAGCUUUAUUAGGGAUUAAUCGAGGAGGUGUGCACCGAGUUAACUAGCACCAUAGAGGGAAGGCUAUAGACAGCUGGAGAGGUCGUAGAAGCACCAGUGAAGUGUGGCAGGUGGGAAGAUCUGUGGCUGUGAGGAGGUGUAUGAUGCAAAGUGACCCUGGAUGCUUUUGACACUUGGUAUUGAGGAUAUGAAGAUGUUGGCUGGGUAAUAAAAAAGAAAACAGUUGGCAUCCUCAAGAAAGAAGCAACUUUUGAAGAGGAAGACCUGGAAUUACUUUCAAGGGCAAAGUGGUUUUCCUGGAGGACUGGACCUCUAAUCACUUCCUCUAAUAAUGGCAUCCAUUGAUCCAUAUCAGUAUAUAAUAGUUGAACACCAGUAUUCUCAUAGAUUUACAGUAACUGUAAUUAAAGCUACCAAUGUCACAAAAGGAACCUUUGGAGAUAUGCUCGAUACUCCUGACCCUUAUGUGGAAUUAUUCAUUUCAUCCGUACCGGACGGCAGAAAAAGAACAAAGCAUUUCAACAAUGAUAUUAAUCCAGUUUGGAAUGAAUCAUUUGAAUUUAUUUUGGACCCAAACCAGGAUAAUAUAUUGGAGAUAACACUAAUGGAUGCUAACUAUGUGAUGGAUGAAACUUUGGGUACAACAACAUUUCAAAUUUCUUCACUAAUACCUGGAGAGAAAAAAGAGGUUCCAUUUACAUUUAACAAAGUUACAAAGGUUUUUCUAGGAUUCUCGUUACAGGAAUGCUCAUCCACUGAUCUGCGAUUCAGCAUGGCUUUGUGUGAUCAAGAAAAACUUUACCGGCAAAAAAGAAAGAACACAGUCAUCAAUGGAAUUAAGAAACUUUUGGGACCUGAAAAAAGCAAAGACCUGCAUUCAGCUUCAAGAGAUGUACCUGUUAUUGCAGUUUUAGGCUCUGGAGGUGGAUUCCGUGCAAUGGUUGGCUUCUCUGGAGUCAUGAAAGCUCUGUUUGAAUCAGGGGUCUUAGACUGUAUAACGUACGUUGCUGGAUUGUCUGGAUCUACAUGGUAUAUGUCUACACUUUAUUCUAAUCCAGAUUUUCCAAGCAAAGGACCAAAGGAAAUAAACAAGGAGAUUAUGAAGAAUGUCAGUCACAGUCCCCUACUUUUGCUGACACCACAAAAAGUGAAAAGCUACGUUGAAGCUUUGUGGAAAAAAAAAAGUGCUGGGCAGCCAGUUACAUUUACAGAUGUUUUUUCUAUGCUUAUUGGAGAGACACUUAUUAGAGACAGAAUGAACAGCAAGUUAAGUACCAUGCAGGAGAAAAUAUGUGAUGGUCAGUGCCCAAUGCCAUUAUUCACAUGCCUUCAUGUCAAGCCAGAUGUAUCAGAGCUAAUGUUUGCUGACUGGGUGGAAUUUACUCCCUAUGAAAUAGGGAUGGCAAAGUAUGGCACAUUUAUGCCUCCUGAGCUUUUUGGAAGUAAGUUUUAUAUGGGAUCAGUUAUUAAGAAAUAUGAAGAAUAUCCACUACGUUUUCUAAUGGGUGUCUGGGGUAGUGCUUUCUCAAUACUCUUCAACAGAGUUCUUGGAGUUUCCAGCCAAAAUGCCGGAUCUACAAUGGAAGAAGAACUGGAAAACAUUAAACCAAAGCACAUAGUGACCAUGGACAAUUCAGACAGCGAUGAUGAACAGCAAGAGCCAAAAGGAAGUGAAAAUGUUGAAGCUGAAGAAGAAUAUCGGAAAAACAACCAAGCCAGCUGGGUUCAACGCAUGUUCAUGGCUCUAAUAAGUGACACUGCCCUAUUCAACACGCGUGAAGGAAGAGCUGGAAAAGUGCAUAACUUCAUGCUUGGUUUGAACCUUAAUGCGUCAUAUCCAUUGUCUCCUUUAACACAGUUUUGUUCCCAAGAGUCUGUAGAUGAGGAUGCGUUGGAUCUAGCAGUAACAGACCCUGAUGAAUUUGAACAGAUAUAUGAGCCACUGGAUGUGAAAAGCAAGAAAAUACAUAUUGUUGAUAGUGGUUUGACCUUCAAUCUACCAUACCCUCUAAUCCUAAGACCUCAACGGGGAGUGGAUUUGAUCAUCUCCUUUGAUUUUUCUGCCAGGCCAAGUGAUUCAAGCCCCCCAUUCAAGGAACUACUACUUGCAGAGAAGUGGGCACGCAUGAAUAAGCUACCAUUUCCAAAGAUAGACCCGCAUGUCUUUGAUAGAGAAGGUUUGAAGGAAUGUUACAUAUUUCGACCAAAGAACCCGUCAAUAGAAAAAGACUGUCCAACAGUGAUUCAUUUUGUUUUGGCUAACAUUGAAUUUAGAAAGUUCAAAGCUCCAGGUGUUCCCAGAGAGACUACAGAAGAAAAAGAUUUUGCAGACUUUGACAUUUUUGAUGAUCCUGAAAGUCCAUUUUCAACAUUUAAUUUUCGGUAUCCAAAUGAAGCAUUCAAAAGAAUGCAUGACCUCAUGGAGUUCAACACACUCAACAACAUACAUGUCAUAAAGGAAGCAAUUCAAGAAAGCAUUGACUACAGAAGGGAGCAUCCAUCACGCUGUUCGGUGUCACUAAGUGAUAUUGAUGCACGGAAAUUCUUUAACAAAAGCAAACCGCAAGACUGAACACUAGAAGCAAAUUGUGAAGGGAAAUGGACCAGCAUGCUAAGGGAAAACACUUUUUCAUAUGCAAUGCAUGUAUAGCCAAGUAAAGAUAUUAUUUAUCAAAAUUGUCAA
This is a messenger RNA of Rana temporaria (common frog), 3207 nucleotides long. It is a transcript of the gene PLA2G4A, whose product is annotated as phospholipase A2 group IVA. Lineage: Eukaryota; Metazoa; Chordata; Amphibia; Anura; Ranidae. The transcript is spliced from 20 exons. Gene Ontology annotation, biological process: glycerophospholipid catabolic process. The coding region runs from base 856 to 3096 and encodes 746 amino acids. The record is from RefSeq and is a predicted model, not a curated record. Gene Ontology annotation, cellular component: endoplasmic reticulum; cytosol; nucleus. Gene Ontology annotation, molecular function: calcium-dependent phospholipid binding; calcium ion binding.